AUGCUGUCGAGCAAUGUUCUCAGAAAUUUACGCGAUUUUAAGAAGCUCUAUUCUCAUCGAAAUAUGUGUUUCGCUCUCACCGAAACUCAACGCGAGAUUCAGGCGGCCGCAUUGAAAUUCUCGCACGAGGUGAUCAUGCCGAAUGCGGCGAAAUUCGAUGAGUCGGGCGAAUUCCCGUGGGAAAUUGUCAAACAGGCGCAUAGUUUGGGGCUGAUGAAUCCGCUGAUUCCCGAAAAGUACGGCGGUCCCGGAAUGAGCAAUCUCGAGAUGGCGACGAUCGUUGAAGCAUUGUCGUAUGGGUGCACAGGAAUUCAGCUAGGAAUCAUGGGUCCUUCUUUGGCAGUGGCUCCUGUCUACAUUUCUGGAACCGAAGAGCAAAAGCGAAAGUAUCUCGGAAUGUUGGCGAAAGAGCCGAUAAUCGCUUCGUACUGCGUUACAGAGCCUGGUGCUGGCUCUGAUGUUGCCGGCAUUCGUACGAAGUGCGAGAAGAAGGGCGAUGAGUACAUUAUCAAUGGCUCGAAAGCGUGGAUCACCGGUGGCGGUCACGCCAAAUGGUUUUUCGUGCUCGCGCGAUCCGCGACUGAUCCGAAAACGCCGGCCGGCCAAGCGUUCACCGCGUUCAUUGUCGAUGGCGACACGCCGGGAAUAUCGCUAGGCAAAAAGGAGAAGAACAUGGGACAACGAUGCUCGGACACGCGCGUCAUCAAUUUUGAAGACGUCCGAGUGCCGGCGAGUCAAGUGCUCGGCGCAGAAGGCGCCGGAUUCAAGGUGGCGAUGCGCGCGUUCGAUAUGACACGACCGGGUGUGGCUGCCGCUGCCGUCGGUCUCGCGUGGAGAUGUCUCGAUGAAUCGAUCAAAUAUUCGUUGGAGAGGAAAACAUUUGGAACACCGAUCGCUAAUCACCAAGCUGUUCAAUUCAUGCUCUCCGAAAUGGCGAUGAACCUCGAACUAUCAAGAUUGGUCACCUACAGAGCUGCUCAAGACGUCGACAAAGGCGUUCGAUCAUCGUAUUACGCAUCGAUCGCGAAAUGUUUCGCGUCGGACACCGCCAAUCAGGCAGCUUCAAAUGCUGUUCAGAUAUUUGGUGGCAACGGCUACAAUUGCGAAUAUCCGGUGGAAAAAUUGAUGCGUGACGCGAAAAUCUAUCAAAUCUACGAAGGAACCUCGCAAAUUCAAAAAAUUGUCAUCGCCCGACAACUUUUGAGCCAUUUCGCCCAAUCGGGUUCAAGUCGAGUUUAA
Messenger RNA from Caenorhabditis bovis, 1239 nucleotides. NCBI's taxonomy places the organism in Eukaryota, Metazoa, Nematoda, Chromadorea, Rhabditida, Rhabditidae. The record is from the annotation of a GenBank genome assembly.